Molecule: messenger RNA, 1962 nt
Organism: Momordica charantia (bitter melon)
Lineage: Eukaryota; Viridiplantae; Streptophyta; Magnoliopsida; Cucurbitales; Cucurbitaceae
Source: RefSeq, a predicted model, not a curated record
AAAAAAAGAAAGAAAAAAAGAAAAAGGAAGUAAGAAGAGGGAAAAUCAUCGAGCAUAAAAGACACAGGCGAGAGAGUACUGAUUCCUUUCAAUUUUCUCUGCAUUCUGAACUUCCUCCGAUAAUUUUGAUCGCCUCUCCGGUGAACGCGAUGGCAUUUUGGUGGACUCUGAUUGUUCUAGGAUUUGCUUACGCGAUCUGUAGGUUUCUGUUGAUGCUCAUCCCUCCGAAUGUGCCUUCAAUCGAUGUUGAUGCAUCUGACGUUAUGGACGACGGGAAUCAGACGCAGGAGAAUAGCUUCAUCUACAUUCCUCCUAGAGUAAAGACACAACAGCAAGACAAGAGAGUCCAAUGUUAUGAGCCUGCGACCAUGAAAUACCUGGGCUAUUUCCCUGCACUAUCACGAGAUGAGGUCAAGGAGCGUGUUGCUUCAGCCAGGACAGCACAGAAAGAAUGGGCCCAAAGUAGCUUCAAGCAAAGACGUUUGCUUUUGCGGAUACUUUUGAAGUAUAUAGUUGAACAUCAAGAGCUUAUUUGCGAGAUCUCCUCCCGUGAAACUGGAAAGACAAUAGUAGAUGCUAAUAUGGGAGAAGUAAUGGCCACAUGUGAAAAGAUUACUUGGCUUCUUUCAGAGGGUGAGAAAUGGCUGAAGCCUGAGAUGCGAUCAUGUGGAAGGGCAACGAUACACAAGAAAGCCCGAGUGGAAUUUCAUCCCCUUGGAGUUAUUGGUGCAAUAGUCCCGUGGAACUAUCCAUUCCAUAACAUUUUCAAUCCAGUGCUUGCAGCAGUCUUUGCAGGAAACGGCAUUGUAGUUAAGGUUUCAGAACAUGCAAGUUGGUCUGGAUGCUUCUACGUUAGGAUUAUCCAAGCUGCACUUGCUGCCGUUGGAGCUCCUGAGAGUUUGGUCGAUGUGAUAACUGGGUUUGCUGAAACAGGUGAGGCCUUAGUAUCUUCUGUAGACAAAAUGAUAUUCGUUGGAUCUACUGGUGUUGGUAGGAUGAUAAUGAAAACUGCUGCCGAGACACUUAUUCCAGUUACUCUUGAGUUGGGUGGAAAGGAUGCAUUUAUUGUGUGCGAGGAUGUAGAUUUGGAUCACGUUGUAAACGUUGCUCUCAGGGCUUCUAUUACAUCAAGUGGACAUAAUUGUACUGGAGCAGAGAGAUUUUAUGUCCACAAGACCAUUUAUUCUUCGUUUGUGGAUAAAAUAUCAGAACGUGUGAAGGCUAUUACAGUUGGCCCACCGCUAGCUGGGAAAUAUGAUAUGGGAGCCAUCUGUACGCAAGAGCAGUCUGAGAAACUUCAAAGCCUUGUAAAUGACGCCUUAGAUGGGGGGGCAAAAAUUGUUGCUCGUGGAACUUUUGGACAUUUACCUGAAGGUGCUGUAGAUCAAUAUUUCCCGCCUACUGUUAUUGUGGAUGUCAACCAUACUAUGAAGUUGAUGCAAGAGGAGGCAUUUGGACCAAUCAUGCCCAUAAUGAAAUUCAGCACAGACGAUGAGGUUGUGAAGCUUGCAAAUGACUCUAGAUUUGGGCUUGGCUGUGCUGUGUUUUCUGGCAAUCAGCAGCGUGCCAAGAAUAUUGCUUUGCAGAUACGUUCUGGAAGUGUUGCAAUUAAUGACUUUGCCACAAAUUAUUUGUGUCAGUCAUUACCAUUUGGUGGCGUGAAAGAGAGUGGAUUCGGUCGAUUUGCAGGCGUUGAAGGACUACGAGCUUGUUGUCUCGUCAAAGCAGUCGUUGAGGAUAGAUGGUGGCCCUACAUUCAGACCAAGUAUCCUAAGCCUCUUACGUAUCCUGUUGCAGACAACGCUUUCGAGUUUCAGAUGUCAAUGGUUGAAGCAACGUACGGGCUUAACAUAUGGGAUCGAUUAAGAGCAUUGGUGAAUGUUCUAAAGAUCCUGUCGGACCAAAACACUCCACCUAAAGAUGACUCUCCCACUGCCGGUGCAACUAAGAGAGCUGAUUGAG